UCCCCAAACCCUUCUCCUCCCACAACAGCAACUCAACGAGCCCCAGCCCAAAAAACCCCCAAAUCCGAGCACCCAAGCCUCCUCCCCGGCUGCCCCCGCCGCCGCCAUGAAUCCCGCGGAAGCCGAGGUAGCUGCCGCCAGGAAGGCCCAGCGCAAGAAGGAGAAGAGUAAGAAGCGUAAGGACUCCGCCGCAACGGCUGAGGAAGGAGCAAUCCACGAGAAGAAGCAGAAGCAGAGGAAGGAAGAGGACGAGGGGGAGGAGCAGGCUGGUCCGAAGCGGAAGCCAACGGUGAGCAUCGCCGUCGCCGGAUCCAUCAUCGACAACGCCCAGUCCCUCGAGCUCGCCACCCUCCUCGCCGGCCAGAUCGCCCGAGCCGCGACCGUCUUCCGCAUAGACGAGGUCAUUGUCUUCGACAGCAGUCCGGUGGUGGAGAAUGGCGGCGUGGGUGAUGGUGAAGAGAGUGGCGCCAUGUUCCUUGUCCGGAUACUGGAAUAUCUGGAGACUCCACAGUACCUGCGCCGCCGCCUCUUCCCGAUGCACAAGAACCUGAAGUUUGUGGGACUGCUUCCGCCGCUCGAUGCACCACACCAUUUGCGCAAACAUGAAUGGUCUGUGUUUCGUGAAGGUGUAACAUUGGAGGGUGAUCGCUCAAAGGGGACCCUUGUUGAUGUCGGAUUAAGUAAGAAUGUUCUGGUUGAACAAAUCCUAGAACCAGGGAAAAGAGUAACUGUAGCCAUGGGAACCAACCGUGACCUUACAACAGCUUGCGUAAGGAAAGUUGUUUCCCCCUCCACUUCCACUGAAGAGAUGGGAUCUUAUUGGGGCUAUAAAGUCCGAUACGCUUCAAAUUUAAGUGGUGUCUUCAAAAAUUCACCAUUCGAGGAAGGAUAUGAUCAUAUCAUUGGCACUUCAGAGCAUGGCGAAACGAUUAGUUCAUCUGAGCUUACCUUACCAUCUUUUAGGCACCUUCUAAUUGCAUUUGGUGGACUAGCUGGUCUGGAAGAAAGUAUUGAAGAAGAUACAAAUUUGAAGGGUAAACGUGCAAAUGAUGUAUUCACAUAUUAUUUGAAUACGUGCCCCAACCAAGGGAGCAGAACAAUAAGAACAGAGGAGGCACUUCUCAUAUCCCUCCAAUACUUCCAAGAGCCCAUUAGGCGAGCAGGAUAGCAACUGUAGAAUGUAAUGCAGAUUACAGACACAUUCAAAUCCAACAUUGCGGAAUCUGUAUGCUAGAGAUCUCCAAUGGGGACAGUGGAGUUCACUCUCUGAAAUUUUGAACCCUUUGCCUAUGUGGCAGUGAAUUUCACUGUGAGGGGUGGUAGUUGUUCAGAACAUUUUGACACCCAGUUUCACAAUUUGAUAUGCAACUCUUAUGUUGUUCUCACCAAAAGGGUUCAAGUGUUAGUUAGCCAUUUCAAUGUAUCCAAUAAUUGCUCACAUGCACCUACAUGGUUCUUUAAUGCCUUUGACCAAAAA
Phragmites australis (common reed) is the source of this 1477-nucleotide messenger RNA. RefSeq lists its product as uncharacterized. NCBI's taxonomy places the organism in Eukaryota, Viridiplantae, Streptophyta, Magnoliopsida, Poales, Poaceae. The transcript has 10 exons. The record is from RefSeq and is a predicted model, not a curated record. The coding region runs from base 107 to 1168 and encodes 353 amino acids.